AUGCGCUUUACAACAUUUGCGGACGAAGAAGGGACAGACAUUGAUGAUGAAAAAGAAGUAACGUUGAAUGCUUCAGAUAUUACACCGGAAUUUACAUUGGAUUGUCGAUCUGUACCUUUCUAUCUUUGCAAUACAAAAAGCAACGAUAGCAGCAAUGAUGUGCGCGACUUAUGGAAAACUCAGUUUGAAUUUUUUUUAUCGCUGCUUGGUUUUAUGGUUGGUGUUGGGAACACACUAAAAUUUCCUUCACUAGCUUACGAGCACGGUGGAGGUGUGUUUUUAAUAUCUUAUUUUAUUUGUUUGUUUCUUCUUGGGUUACCAAUUGUGUUUAUGCAUCUCUGCAUAGGCCAGUAUUCAGGCCUUUCUGCAAGCGGUGCUUUUUGGAAACUCAUGCCAAUUGCAUCAGGUAUCGGAUGGACAUUGGUCAUUCUUGCAAUACCAGUUUCUAUUUAUUAUAAUAUCAUUGUUGCUUGGUCUAUUUAUUAUUUUUGGUUCUCAUUAAAAGGUUUUUUCAUAAAAGAACUACCUUGGAGUCAGUUACUGAAUCGUACGGCACUUAUUUUCCAAGAAAGUCAGUUUUCCAUAGCAAAUGUGACUACAGCGAUGUGGAAUGCAACUUUCUCAAAUACUGAUAUACCGAUUACACCUGAUAAUAUGACUUCUCCAACUUUAGGACCAAUACAAAGUCAUUUAGUGCUUUCAUUAGCAUUUGCUUGGAUUUUGGUAUUUUUCGGUGUUUUCAAUGGAAUUGGUUCGAUUGGUUGGGCUGUCACAGUCACAUCAACUUUGCCUUACUUAUUGCUAGGAAUUCUUUUAUUGCGUGGUGUAUCAUUGCCUGGAGCUAGUCAAGGCCUAGCAUUUCUUUUCAAGCCUGACGUUGGGAAAAUUUGGUCAAUACCAAUAUGGAAAGCAGCUGCAGAACAAGUAUUUUACUCACUGGGCAUUGAUGCCGGCCCUUUGAUAUCCAUGGCAAGCUUUAGUAGAUACCGAAAUAAUAUUUACCGCGAUGCUGUCGCAGUCGUCUUAAUGUAUAUAAACUUUAUUCUUUCUGCUAUGGUGAUAUUUUCUUUCAUUGGUUUCAUAGCACAAAAUCAACAACGACCGCUUGAUGAAAUUUUACAACAUGAUCCUUUGUAUAUUGCUUUCACGAUAUAUCCAGAUGUUACUUCGUUUAUGGAUGUAAUGGGACCUCUUUGGGCUGCUCUGUUUUUUUCUAUGCUUACGCUCUCAGCUGUUGAUGCUCAGUUUGCGUGGAUAGAAAUGAUUGUUUCAUCAAUUAUGAAUAAAUUAGACAAAAUCGACAAACGAACGGAGACCCGUCUAGUAGUUGGCUUGUGUAUUAUAUGUUUUAUUUGUGGUUUACCACUUACUACCAGAGGAGGUAUAUACAUUUUUCAUUCUAUCGAGAACUUAAACGCCAAUUGGAAUUCAUUUUCAAUCAGUUUAUUGCAAAUUAUUGUCAUCUGCUAUAUUUAUGGUGUAGACAAUUUUAUUGUGGAUGUUGGCGAAAUGCUGCAAAAUCUAAUCAUUAAGCGAAAAAAUACAUGGCAUAGAUUGAAAUUUUUUUUUGGUCCAACUGGUGGUUACAUCCGUUGGACAUGGUCAUUUUGCAGUCCUUGUAUUCUUGCGUUUUUACUUUUCGCUUCGAUAUUCAGCUAUCAACGUCUAACUCUAGAGGACCAGGCCAUUCCAUUACGUUACGAAUUGGUUGGUUGGUUUAUGAUGGUUGGUCCACUUGUGGUUAUACCAUGUAAUAUAUGUUGGACAUUGUAUGAGACGUGGAGAAAUAAUAUGGUUUGUUUUUGUGUAGUUGAAUAUAUUCACCUAAGCUUUCAUUCUCAAAAUACUACCGAAUUAGCGCUGUUUGGUGCACCACCAGCUAUUGUAUUUCCCGAGACUAGGAUUACAAGUACGGUAAUUUGCCGUGCUAGAAAAGGGGACGAAGUUCGGAUACCAGUAAGAGUGAACUGUUCAUCUGAUUCUGUCAAGCGUAAUUGUUCACCUUCACUAUCGGAACAUGUACGAACUACUGAAAUAGUUUUUUUUUUCUUGCAUGGCUUACAGUUUGUAGGAAAAUUUUAA
Messenger RNA from Thelazia callipaeda (thelaziosis nematode), 2082 nucleotides. NCBI's taxonomy places the organism in Eukaryota, Metazoa, Nematoda, Chromadorea, Rhabditida, Thelaziidae. The record is from the annotation of a GenBank genome assembly.